CUCUGCGACGAUGGCACUUGUCUACCAGGGGGCGCUGCGUGCGAUGGUUUUGCUCAAUGCGCGAUGGGUCGGACGAGAGAGAUUGCGCUGAGAUGUGUGAUCCUAACCGCUGCGUCUGCCAAACUGCCGCUGCUCGGGUACGGACAUCCCUGGCGGGCUCCUUCCUAGCGAGACUCCGCAAAUGGUCAUCAUCUCGUUCGAGGGCGGAAUACGGCUUAGCGAGUACAACCAUCUCUACCAGCAGAUAUUCAAGAAGGUGAAUGCGCAGCGGAGGCGGGAGCCGAGGGUCAACCCUAACGGCUGUCCGAUCCGAGGAACCUUCUUCGUCUCGCACGACUACACCGACUACGCCGUCGUUCAGUCGCUCUACCACGAGGGACAUGAAAUAGCCGCCCACUCCAUCAGCAAGCGUCUGCCGUCCGAUUGGUGGGCGAACGCCACCUUGCGGGACUGGACGGAAGAGAUGGCAGAUGAGAGAACGAUCCUGAGAAACCUGGCUAAAGUGAACGUGAGGGACGUGAAGGGAAUGCGCACGCCCUACCUGCAGAUGGGAGGCAACACGCAGUUCAAGAUGAUGCAGGAGAAUGGCUUCCUCUACGAUGCAUCGAUGCCCACCAUCCAGAACAACCCGGCUCUCUGGCCAUACACGCUCGACUACCUGAGCACACAGGAGUGCACCGUGCCCCCGUGCCCACACAGCUCCUUCCCUGGAGUCUGGGAAGUACCCAUCGUUGACCUAUUCGACAAGAUGGGAUGGAAGUGCAACCAGGUCGACCAGUGCCUCUUCCCGACAACAAGGAGGAAGGGCGCUCGAGCUGCUAAUGGCGAACUUUGCGCGCCACUACGUGACGAACCGCGCUCCGAUGCAGCUCAUACUGCGUCCGCGCUGGUUCUACGAGGCACACUACAACCUGGAAGCGAUGCAGGAAUUCCUCGACAUGCUAACAGAUGGCGCUCAACCGGAGGUGUGGUUCGUCACGGUGGAGCAGGCGCUACAGUGGGUGAUGAACCCCACGUCGGCCGCCAACGCCGCCAACUUUCUGCCGUGGCAGUGUCCGCCGCUGACGGAUCGGGAGCCGCUCUGUGACUCCGGCCUCACGUGCGUCUACUACAACAUCACGCUGCAUCCCAACGACAUCGACCACCAGGGGGAGCGCUACAUCGAGACAUGCGCAGACGCGUGCCCUCCGUUCUACCCGUACACGGGCAGUCCCGAUGGUUCGCGGCCCUUCAACACUCUGUAAACGCGCUAGCCCUAGAUGAACAGCUAAGCCGUACCCACACCACUGUCCAUCAUUCACCUUCCCCCUUUGAUCUCGCUGCUCUUCGUCUUAUUAACCACAUACGCCUAUUUACCACCUCUCUUUCCAGUACGUUUAUAUUAACACGAUGCUCCAAUUAACCACCUCUCUUUCCAGUACCCCGAUAUUACCACAAUACCCAUAUUAACCACCUCUCUCCCCAGUACCUCUACAUUACAACGAUGCUCCAAUUAACCACCUCUCUCCCCAGUACCUCUACAUUACAACGAUGCUCCAAUUAACCACCUCUCUUUCCAUUCCCUUGAUAUUACCACAAUGGCCCUAUUAACCACCUUCCUUUCCAGUUCCUCUAUAUUACCACAAUACCCCAAUUAACCACCUCUCUUUCCAGUACCCCGAUAUUACAACUAUGCUCCAAUUAACCACCUCUCUCCCCAGUACCUCUACAUUACAACGAUGCUCCAAUUAACCACCUCUCUCCCCAGUACCUCUACAUUACAACGAUGCUCCAAUUAACCACCUCUCUCCCCAGUACCUCUACAUUACAACGAUGCUCCAAUUAACCACCUCUCUUUCCAGUACCCCGAUAUUACAACGAUGCUCCAAUUAACCACCUCUCUUUCCAUUCCCCCGAUAUUACCACAAUGGCCCUAUUAACCACCUUCCUUUCCAGUUCCUCUAUAUUACCACAAUACCCCAAUUAACCACCUCUCUUUGCAGUACCACGAUAUUACAACUAUGCUCCAAUUAACCACCUCUCUCUCCAGUACCUCUACAUUACAACGAUGCUCCAAUUAACCACCUCUCUUUCCAGUACCCCGAUAUUACAACGAUGCUCCAAUUAACCACCUCUCUUUCCAUUCCCCCGAUAUUACCACAAUGGCCCUAUUAACCAUCUUCCUUUCCAAUUCCUCUAUAUUACCACAAUACCCCUAUUAUCCAUCUCUUUUUCAAUAUGCCUAUUUGCCACCUUUCUCUCCAAUACCCCACUUUUACUAGUAUACUUUAAUACUCCCAAUACUUCAAUCAUUCUCGUCCCUCUACAAGUUAGAUUGCUGUAAGUACGGCGUGAUCACGCAUGCCAAUUUAACCCAGCCGCCUUCCAACAACAAGUUACUGUAAGGUGCACGAGAGAGCACAAGCCUGCGAUUCCUCCCCUCUAACACACCACAGAGUACUUAUUGAAACCACCGGCAGCUGCAGCUCGUAGCUGCUACUGUGUCCUCACCAUGAAAUCAGCACGACCUUCAAAUGACCUUCAUCUCUGACCCCUCCCCCACGACGUUCGAUUCCCCCUUGAAUCAUCCGCGCUGAAUGUCAUAGUAAUAUACGCGAUCGUAUAGUAGGAUACGGGUAAAACUGCUUAUGUGGUCUAUUGUGUCAUCAACGUCAUCGUCAUGAGAAGCGGUCGAAUGCUCCAUCUUAUCUGACACUUCUAACAUUUAUCUGUUGUUAAACUUCAUUUUCGACAAUUGUUAGAGCAAGCGUUUACCGCCUACGAUAAAGUUCACGUUAGAUUGUUAUGCUGUCGGUCAAGGUGUCAUUGUUUUGCACUUUGUAAAUAUUUCAUUAUUUCACACAUUAUUUAUUCCACUGUUCAUUUUCACACAUUAAAUUAGCAUUUCAUUGAACAAAUGUCACUCUGCCUAUACGUAAUUGUAUCACUCACUAACUGUCAACAUACAUGUUAUUGGCUAACAUUACUUCAUUCCAUACGUUUUAACCAGGUUUGUUAUUUUUUGUAUUAAUAAAAGAUAUGAUAAACAA
Molecule: messenger RNA, 3029 nt
Organism: Priapulus caudatus
Lineage: Eukaryota; Metazoa; Priapulida; Priapulimorpha; Priapulimorphida; Priapulidae
Exons: 8
Coding region: 182-1087 (301 amino acids)
Biological process (GO): carbohydrate metabolic process
Source: RefSeq, a predicted model, not a curated record